Diachasma alloeum is the source of this 980-nucleotide messenger RNA. RefSeq names its product mitochondrial cardiolipin hydrolase (gene zuc). Gene Ontology annotation, cellular component: mitochondrion. The transcript has 3 exons. Gene Ontology annotation, biological process: piRNA processing. The record is from RefSeq and is a predicted model, not a curated record. NCBI's taxonomy places the organism in Eukaryota, Metazoa, Arthropoda, Insecta, Hymenoptera, Braconidae. Gene Ontology annotation, molecular function: RNA endonuclease activity producing 5'-phosphomonoesters, hydrolytic mechanism. Bases 95 to 739 code for a protein of 214 amino acids.
CCCAGUUUUUGUUGAUACCGGCGAUUUUCCAACCUGUUUCCUCGGAACCAAUUAUUUAGAGUCCUUCAACAUUGCUUUUAAUAUUGUAUUCAUCAUGACAAAUGCUCUAACGUUUGGAGUUGGUUUUCUAAUAUUUUCUCUCGGAACUGAAGUGGCAUGGCAAUUGUGGAAAAAAUACUUUCGCAAAAAUGGAAACAGUAACAAUGAGACAAUUACUGAAGCACUAAUCUUCAAUUGUGAAAGUGCUCAAUGUCGAGAGCACGCAAUGAGACAGGUAUCUUGUGAGAUACCACAUUGCCCUGGGAGAAACAUCAAAAAGUUAGUACACUUUUUUGACUCUGCCAAAAAAACAUUGGACGUCUGCAUCUACAUUCUCACAUAUAAAGACAUCUCAGACGCAAUUAUUCGAGCGCAUAAAAGAGAUAUCACCAUCAGGUUGAUUGUAGACUCAGGAAUGUCAGAGACCAGUGGUUGCUCCACUCAAUUAACUCGUAUCAGACGAGCAGGAAUAAAAAUCCGUAUGCAUCGUUCCACAGUCAGUCUUAUGCACCACAAAUUCGCCAUAAUAGACGAAGAAUUAAUGAUCCUUGGCAGUUCAAAUUGGACUAUGCAAGCAUUCUUCGGCAACUAUGACGCUAGCCUGAUAACGAAUCAAACAGAAUUAGUCCGUGUAUUUUCAUCCGAAUUCAACAGAAUGUGGAGUACGAUGGACGUGACAGAUCUACCAUCUCAGUCCUGAUUAGAAAUCAUCUGAAAAUAGCGUUCAAUUUUUAAACAGAGUCUAACAUGGGUCAGUGAGAUAAAGAUCUCCCUCCAUCAGUAUUUUAAUAGCAAUACAAAUUCGGGAGUAUUAUAACUCGAUGCAUCAUAACUCUGGGACGUUUCUUACAGCUUUUCAAAGUGUUUCCUAACGUUGUAAAAAAAAAUAAACGUGUUACUAUGAUUCAUAAAAAUAUAAUGUACUAAGAUAAAAAUAUAAU